This is a messenger RNA of Danaus chrysippus (African queen), 279 nucleotides long. Lineage: Eukaryota; Metazoa; Arthropoda; Insecta; Lepidoptera; Nymphalidae. The record is from the annotation of a GenBank genome assembly.
AUGGGUAAUAAUUUACUGAGCGAACUGGAAUAUUCGCUUGGAUCCAAGACAACCCUACUUGGCCUUCGACCGGAUUGGAGCGUUUGGAAUUCCUUAUAUAAACGUCCCGCUAUAAUAUCGGAAAAGAGAUCAGAAGUUAAUCUAUCGGCAACAUUCCUCGUGUUUCGCCGGAAGGCAUCACAGCCCGCUCCCGCUCCCGCCGCUGCCAGGCUAUGGCGUACGACGACCGCCGCCCGCCACCUCACGAUCAUCGAUCCCUUUGCAACUCUAUGCAAAUAA